Messenger RNA from Ostrinia nubilalis (European corn borer), 2302 nucleotides. RefSeq names its product Bardet-Biedl syndrome 1 protein (gene BBS1). Gene Ontology annotation, cellular component: BBSome; axoneme; centrosome. Gene Ontology annotation, molecular function: smoothened binding; patched binding. The coding region runs from base 1 to 1920 and encodes 639 amino acids. Gene Ontology annotation, biological process: protein localization to cilium; non-motile cilium assembly. The transcript has 11 exons. Lineage: Eukaryota; Metazoa; Arthropoda; Insecta; Lepidoptera; Crambidae. The record is from RefSeq and is a predicted model, not a curated record.
AUGGGUACUAUGACGCGCUGGCUGGAUGUGGAAGUGGGAACGGAUGACAUCGAACUUAAUACACUGCCAUCAAACUUGGCUUUGAUAGACCUGAACAAUGAUAAUGAAUUCAAGCUCGUUGUCGGUGAUUUAGGUAAAGGAGACGAAGGACCGAAGUUAAAAGUGUUCAAAGGGGCCAUGCAAGUAUCAGACAUGCUACUACCAGACCUCCCUCUGGCAGUUGUUGGCUUCUACACAAACGAGUCGCUACCACGAUCGGCGCCCAUGAUAGCUGUGGCCUUCAGCUCCUGUGUCUACAUAUACAAGAACAUGAAACUGUUCUACAAAUACUAUCUGCCGUCUAUUGAUCUAAGUGUAUGCGAGACUGAAGUGUGGAAACAGUUAAUGGAUCCUGCUAACCACAAUAUCGAGGCAAUUUCAAGACUGACUGAAAACUUAAAUGCUAUACCGCACAAGAUACUCAGCUCACAGUCUCGUAAUUUCAUUGCGUUGACAUCGGAGCAGCAGCUGGAAUACUUAGAACAAUUACCAGAAGCCCCAUCACGGAAACAACCGGAGGUUGCUUGUAUUACCACAUUGAAGAUGCACUCUGUUGAACGGUACUCCGUUAGCUGUCUUGUGGUUGGUACCGAAGAUGGUGAAGUGGUUGUCCUAGAUCCACAGACGUUUACACAGGUUUCAGUGACUAAGCUGUGCAGUGUUAAAAGGACUCCGUACCAAAUGGUGACAACUGGACUGUACAAUGUAGACUACAGAAUCACAGUAGCCACAAGAGAGAAGUCCGUCUGCGUUAUAAAGCGGGACUGGGCCGAGGGCCGGCAGUUGCUGGCGACAGAGGAGCACAUCAUCGCCAUGGAGGUGCUCACGGCAGAUCUCAGUAUUAUGCUCGUCUGCGCAGAUAAUACGCUCGCUUCUUACAGUAAGAAGGACGCUGCCGCCCCUAGCCCGCGCCCUAUACGGCCUAUUGACAGAUCCAGGACUGUUCCCCAGGGCAAGAAGCAAUGGUCAAUCAACCUAGAGCACCGGCCGGUGGCCAUGACACUAGUCCCUGUGCUGCACCUAGGAGUCACUCUGGCGGCCGUAGCGCUAGCGUCAGGUCACGUGCUCCUAUAUGAUGGGAAGGCGCGGCGAGACAACAUGUUCGUCAGAGAUGUCGUUUCCGUAAUGAAGUUCGGCCAGUUGGGACAAGAAGAACACGUAUUCAUUAUAGUUACUGUGGGUGGUAACCUCAUGCUGAAGAUCCUGAAACGCACGGCGGACUUCGCAGGCCACUCGGCGGGCGUUGACGCGCUGCCGGCCGCGGGGCAGAAACCCUGGCUCAUCCCCAAGAAGUCCAAGCUGUUUCUGGAACAAUCUCUGAGAGAACGGGAGAACGCUAUUGCCAUGCACGAGAACUUUCAACACGAGCUGAACCGCCUGCGACUUCAAGCCGCCAAGACUCUGCUGGAUGCUCACGUCAGGUCUGACAAUUCCAUCGGAGUGGGCGCUAUGGAGUCUGUCCGGUUGUCUGCUGAGGUGGAAGGCCUGGGUCCCGUGUUCUGCGUGAGCCUGAUAGUGGAGAACACGUCGCCCGAUAAAGCCGUCAUCGGGCUGUCCAUAUUGUUUCACGUGCACACCACCAACUACAAGGUUUCCAACCCACACAUCAAGGUGCCCCUGCUCCCUCCGAAUGGAAAGCUGAAGUUUCCAACCAAAGUGGAGGAGGUAUUCGACGAUGACGUAAGUCCCGAUGUCCUCUUCCGAACUGUGACAGGGGAGGGCGGGCAAAGAGCGCUGGUGAAAAUCCUGCUCCUCAAGGCGGGGAGACACAGCCCGGCUUUGGCUGCGACUGUCAUGAUGCCCCCAACUGACCCUAUGAUGAUUCCUGUGGAUAAGAUGCAGUCUAGCGGUUUUGGGGACGAGAAACUGCAGUCUGGAUAGAAGAUAUGGUGAAAAGGCUGAUGUUAAGCUACGGCGGACUUCUAUAAAGCUGGGAUGCACCAUCUUACUUUAACUUUAACAAACGUCAAAAAUCUGUUAAACUCCAUACAAAAACACUGGUUAUCGUCAUAGUUACGGUUAAAGUUACGUUUUUUUUUUUUUUUUUUUUUUUUUUGCGUCAGGAAAAUGUAUUGAAAUGCAUACCCACCGGUCCGGGGGUUCCGGUGGGUUAUGUGGGGCUCUCCCUGCCAGAAGGGCAGGGCCUACCCACUAAAAACCUGACGGGUCCCUCGGGUGGCGCUUAGUGGAGUAGCACGUAAGGCGCCGUUAAGUCGUUCACAUGCGUACCCCCACGCUUUGGCCGCAGCCUCACUCAAACUGU